Molecule: messenger RNA, 2862 nt
Organism: Prorocentrum cordatum
Lineage: Eukaryota; Dinophyceae; Prorocentrales; Prorocentraceae
Source: the annotation of a GenBank genome assembly
GCCGGCACCGUGGUGGUCCAGGGAUCCAUUUCUGGCGUUCGCGCAGUGGAGGACGACGUCCAGGGCAGGGGCCUGCCGGCGACGGUUGACGUCGUGACCGUCGAGGUUGACAUGUUCUACCCCGGGCGAAUGGUCACCUGCGUGGUGACCACCGAGGCGGCGCCGGACGGCUUCACGCCCGAGAUGUCCGUCCUGGAGGACUGCGCCAGGGAUGACCCGAGCGCGACCUUUCCCCGCUGCCACGGCAAAGCGACGACCCCCAGCCAGUUCUCCGGCACGGGAUGGAACCAGGUCCACAUACCGCUCGACCUGGACCCGAGCGGCGUGCCCGCGCCUGGCGACGUCGCGUCGCUGCACGUGUGGUGCUGGGACCCCGGGCUGUGCAGCAACGAUCUCUGCGUGGUCCCGGCGAACAACGUGGGCGCGGUCGUGGAGAGGAAGAAUUGGCUCCAGCAGACGGACAACGCGUGGACUGCCGUGGUUGCGACUCCGUUCACGCUGAGCCUGCCUCUGGCCGAUAACUUCGACAUCUCUCAGCAGUGGGCCCGCGCCAAGAUCGUGGAGAAGGGGUCGAGUUGCAAGAGCAGGGUGCUGUCCGACGCCGUGGAGGGCCUGGAGUGCGUGGAGGCUGGCGCCGGCAAGUGCGAGCCCGCCCCGGACUUGUGGCUGCCGGAGACCUUCGGCGCAGGCACUCUCACGGAGCUGCGGUGGUCGGGCCUGAGGGUCCUCACCGACGGCGUCUUCGACGUGUGCUACUGCGAUCGCCACUACGAGCAGGCCUGCAUGAAUUGGACUCUCGUCGGCGAGCUGACUGUCCAGGGCCCUGAGAGCGUGGGGACAGCCAGGUACGAGACUGAGCCGCAGGAGCCCUUUGACGUCACGCUGCGCGGCUCGGGCUUCACCAGCGGCGACCGCCUGCGCAUCGUCACGGAGGGCGUCGCCUGCACUGCCCUGGCCGCCCAGGAGGUGACACCGGUAGAGGACUCCGAGCCCGGAACGAAUUCCAGCUCCCGGAGGCUCAGCGUCGAUUGGUAUUCAGGACCCCCGAGCUUUUCAAACUCCACGCAUCAGACCUGGGAGGACAUUCUGCUGAUUGGCGCUCCAGCUGGGGUCACCUGCGACAUCUGCUGGUGCAGCGGCCUGAACAACGUUUGCACGCUGGCCUCGCGCUAUACGGUCUGGCUUGGGAAGGUCACCGUGGACAACAUGGCCGACUGCGUCCUCUCCGACUGGGUGGAGGCAGGCGACUGCAGCCGGCCGUGCGACGGCGGUGUGCAGGUGUGGAGCCGUGAUGUCGUCACCCAGGCCUUCGGCAACGGCGAAGCGUGCCCUUCCGUGCUCACGGAGGAGAGGCCUUGCAACGAGGAUUCGUGCCCUCUGGCGGCGCCCCAGAGAGUCUACACGUACCCAGCCGCCAUCGCGGUGGACUCCCCGUUCCAGGUCACCGUCGAGGGCACGUGGCUGUCCCCCGUGGCGGACAGGGUGCUGAUCGUGGGUGGCGACGACGAGUGCGGAGACGCGCAGAAGCACUUCGGCGGGGCCGCGUGCAAUCAGUACGGGAGCCACGACACCAAGAUCGUCUGUGGCGACGGGGUCAACUCCAUCACGCUCCCCACCGCUGGGACCUACAGGCUGUGCUUUUGCGACGCCAGCGCCGCACAGGGUGGCUGCAGUAGCGUCGGGGCCUACAUGCUGGAGCCCUUGGAGGGCGGCACGUUCGAGGUGCACGACGCCGUCAUGCCGCCGGGGGCCGAGGCGGGCGAAGACGCCCUCGACGCCAGGAUCCUCGUGGGCAUCGGCCUGCUCGUGUCCUGCUGCUGCAUGUGCUGCUGCGCCUGCUGGAAGUGCUUCAUGGGCAGGGCCCACGCGGUGGACGGCCAGGACGUACUCCCCAUCGAGGACACGAAGCCCAUGGAGAGGCUCGCCAUCAUCGACUCGGGCGCCGCGCAGCACGGGUCGGCGGCGCCGCCCGGCGCCGACCCGCUCGCCCAGCACAUCCAGGCGCUCGCGUACUACGAGGCGUACUACCAGUCCCUCGGCUACCCGCCAGGCGCCGCGACGCAGGCGAUGGGCGGCCCCCAGCCGGCCAUGCCCGCCCUCUGCGCGCCGCCGCCCGCAGCUCUGCCCUCGCACGGGGCGCCGCAGCCGACCAUGCUGCCGACGGCGCUGCCAGGGAUGACGCCGAUGGCCCCUGCAGCGCCCGCCACGCCGCCCCCGCUCGCGAUUGCAGGACCGCGCCCCAGGUCGGGAGCCCCCUCGCCCCGCCUCUCGAGCAGGGGGGGCGGGCCCUCGCCCCGGAGGGGCGGCCCGGCCAAGAGCUUCAAGGAGCUGAUUGAGGAGGCGAAGCAGCGCGACGCGGGUGUGGCCUUCACGGACAUGGGCCUCUCGCCGAUGCCGACCCCGACUGCCACGCCGCGCAUAGCCGACGGGGACGUGACGCCCCGGCCGACCUCGGGCGGCUCUCCCUCGAAGGGGCCUCUCGCGAUCGAGGAUGGCAGUUCCGCAGAAGGUGCUGGUGGCCUCGGGAGGCCGCGCAGCGCGGGGCAGCGGCUCAGGCAGCCCCAGCUGUCCAACCGGAGCACGAACGUGAGCGUCACCACCACGCCGCGCACAUCGGGCGACCCGCCGCGCCUCGCGCGCUCCGACUCGGCCAGCAGCGCCGGCUCCCUGGUGCUCUCCGAGACCACGAUGGACGAGAGCAGCAGGCCGAACACCGCUGGCCUGGACGGGCUGGCCCUCGCGGAGCCCGUCCUGGACCUCUGCGGCGACGGCAUGACUCCGCGACAGGACCCCGCCGCAGGAGCCCCGCCGCUGACGCCUGUCAGCGAGGAGCCGGCCGAGGUGCAGUAUUUUAUGCUGUAG